AUGGACCUCCCCUUCCUCUCCUCCAGCUCCGACUCCGACUCCGACUCCGACCCCAAGACCUCCCCGCGCACCUCGAAGCUUCAGCAAUCAGAGUCGCAGUUCCAAGCGCAAAAGCUUCAAUGGCGGCCCGUGAUCUACCCCGUGGCCGUGCCCGCGAACCCAAAAGCCGACGCGGAGAGGAAAUACUACGAGCGGGAUUACGAGGGCGCCCUGGAGUGUGCGAGAAACGCUCUGGCAGUGCUGGUAGAGGGCAAGGAGACGGUCGUGGAUAGGAAGGAGCUGGGGGCGCUGGUUGAGGCGUGUCGGAGGAAGUUGGCGAAAUAA
Molecule: messenger RNA, 324 nt
Organism: Tricharina praecox
Lineage: Eukaryota; Fungi; Ascomycota; Pezizomycetes; Pezizales; Pyronemataceae
Exons: 1
Coding region: 1-324 (107 amino acids)
Source: RefSeq, a predicted model, not a curated record